Molecule: messenger RNA, 569 nt
Organism: Penaeus monodon (black tiger shrimp)
Lineage: Eukaryota; Metazoa; Arthropoda; Malacostraca; Decapoda; Penaeidae
Product: cuticle protein 8-like
Exons: 3
Coding region: 19-429 (136 amino acids)
Cellular component (GO): extracellular matrix
Source: RefSeq, a predicted model, not a curated record
CGCCAUCAAACGUCAGCCAUGUCUCUCAAGGUGAUCCUCGUAGCGUGUGUGGCCGCGGUGGCUCUGGCUGAUAAGGCUCCAGUGUACCACCAACCACCUGUUUACGCCGCACCCACGUACCACGCUCCCGCCCCUUACAAGCAGCCGGAAUACCCAACUGCACCACCCAAAUACAACUACAACUACGGCGUCGCCGACGGUUACUCUGGCGCCAACUUCGGUCAUUCGGAAUCCCGAGACGGCUACAAGACCGAAGGCAGCUACACCGUCGACCUCCCCGACGGCCGCAAACAGAUCGUCAAGUACGUGGACAACGGCGACGGUCUUGUAGCUGAGGUCACCUACGAGGGCGAGGCUCAGUACCCCGAAUACAAACCCACCUACAAGCCCGCUCCCUACCACGCUCCCCCCAAGUACCCCGUGUACUAAGUCUGUACAUUCACGCUUCACUUACAUAUCAUCUCAUCUCUGACCUGCGUCAUUUCAUUUUCGAAACUGGGACACUGAGGCCGAGGCUAUGUGAUCCUACUUUAUACAUGGAGAUUUAUAAUAAAAUAUUUUCACUAGAA